AUGGACCCCUCACCGAGCUCAACCUCCCGCGAGCUCAAGGAUACUCGCGCGACCAGCUCGACCAGCCUCAACAGUGCUGCUUCGGGCUCUUCGUCCACUCAUAAACCGCCUACUCUUUCUCAGCGAUCUCCUUCUGUAUCUAUAUCCGCUGGCUCUGGCCCAAGCUCCAUAUCCGCACACCGCGCAAGCUUCGCUGAGGGCUUGCGCAAUGCGCCCUCAUCACCACGCUCUCAACGGCACCCUUCUUUUACACAGGCCGCUCUCCAGGAGUUGCUGAACCAUCCUCCGGCAGGAAACAAGCAUGCUAACCCCAGAUUUGCCGGCCGCGAUUGGCGUGAUGUAGCUAUCGGAGAGCUUGUAUCUCCCGAUGAUAUUAAGUGGGUUGAGUUCGAUAGCAGCGUUGAAGAAGCUACAAAGCUCCUCCUCAAGAGCCCUACCAACGUUGUUCUGGUCCGUGAGGAUCCCUCCACCCAUAUCGCGGUCUCCACGUUCGAUUAUACCGAUCUGAACGCAUACCUACUUGUUGUCGUUGGUCUCGCCAAACCCGAAGAAGAUCAGGUUGAGCUAUUCAAUUCGAUUCUGGCCAAGGCCCAGGAAGGUGGCCAGAUUCCUUUACGAGACGUCUUCCCUCUUUUCCGCAAGGAAACACUCAUCACGUUGCCUGGUGACGAAAAGCUCGCACAGGCUAUUCAAAUCCUCGGCAGUGGCAUCCACCGUCUGUUGGUGACAACUACUAGUGGCGAGGUGGUUGGCAUCGCAAGUCAACUUCGAAUUGUCGAGUUUUUCUGGAACGAGGGUGUCAACUUUCCUUCAAUCGAUCGGCUUUACCCUGCUUUGCUACGUGAUCUGGGUGUUGGGGCCAAGGAGAUUGUUUCUGUCAAGUGA
Fusarium verticillioides 7600 is the source of this 885-nucleotide messenger RNA. RefSeq lists its product as hypothetical. Bases 1 to 885 code for a protein of 294 amino acids. The record is from RefSeq and is a predicted model, not a curated record. The transcript has 2 exons. Gene Ontology annotation, molecular function: protein serine/threonine phosphatase inhibitor activity. Lineage: Eukaryota; Fungi; Ascomycota; Sordariomycetes; Hypocreales; Nectriaceae.